GGUAACUGAAAACAAACGAGAAAAGGCAAGAUAGGAGCAUGAAAUUAAAAAUAAAAUGGAAAAUGAAAUUAAAAAGAUGAGCAAAAAUCUUGUCUUUUGAACCCAAAGACACCCAUCUAUCUCUCCCUUUCUCUCUCUUUCAGAGUCCAACAAUUCUUUCUUGGUUUACACUCUCCUUCAGUGAAAUGUGCAGAAGAACGGGCGAAUAAUGGCAGUGGCUGAAGCAAGGGCUGCUUGGCAGAGAACUGCUAACCGAUGCUUUGUCCAGGAAGAUGCCAAAAGAGCCCCGAAGUUGGCUUGUUGUCCGCCAGCAUCACCCUCAGCGAAAGAAGUAGAUACCGGACCUGCAUCUGCCGCCAAUGCGCAAGAUGCUGAGAGAGCGUGUUUCCUCCCUUUUAAUUGGAACUCUUCAUAUUCGAAUCUAUCUCCUAACUCGAGAUGGUGGCUACAUCUUAAACCUAAUUACGGAUAUCAAGGAGGUUUAGCUGGCGAACAGCUCCUUUCCUUAGACGAGAUGCAGGGUUCUUCGUCCUUUGGAAAUUCAACCUCCAAGCUUAGUGAAUAUGAGAUUGAAUAUGUUGACGAGUUUACGGUGGAUAAAUCUUUACUUGAUUCUCAGGUUAAAAUGUCGGCUAGUGUAAAAAAUGACCUUGGAACAGAAGACAAAUUCGACACUGCAUUUGCUAGUGAUUCCCUAGAUGAUAAUAGUCUUAAACUCGAGAGCAUCAAGGAUCCCACCAGUUUUAGAAUGACAGAAUCGGUUGAUUGCCCAGUCUCUAAACCAGCCAGCGAGCUUUCUUUUGAUUCAAGCUGUCCUUGGAUUAGUGAUAAGAAGUCUGAGCCAUGGUGGCGCACUGCAGAUACAGAGGAGCUUGCUUUCUUGGUUGCACAGAGGUCUCAUGAUCUUAUUGAGAAUUGUGAUCUUCCCCAACCACAGACCACUAGCGCAAAAGGGGACCGGUGUGUUCGUCUGGGCUGGGUCGAUCAUAAACGAGGUAAUGCUUUGUUUCUGGAUCCUAAAGCCCGCUCUUCUGGACAGAAAAAUAUAAAUACCCAGACACAAAGAAACACUCUCUCGAAAAGUGUGUAUCAAAAACAGUGGGAAGAGCAUUUGCAGCUUGGUACCAACAAGCCAUUGAGUGACUGCAACCAAAGACCUAUGCCUGAAACAAAUGCAAACGAUAACGAUUCCAACAAGGCUCAACUCUUGGAAGCACUCCGUCAUUCUCAAACUCGGGCAAGGCAGGCAGAGAUUGCAGCAAAGAGAGCCUGCGCAGAAAAGGAGCGUGUUGUCGAGCUCAUCUUCAGGCAAGCGUCGCAGCUUUUUGCCUACAAGCAAUGGUUCCAUCUUCUGCAACUAGAGAACCUCUACUUCCAGAUCAAGAACAACAGGAGCCAGCCGAUAUCCGGAAUAUUUCCAGUAACAUUACCUUGGCUGCCUCAGAAAACAACGAAACAAAGGAAGAACUGGCACAAGUUUGCCAGAGGCAAACGGGAAAAGCGAGGCUGUCCUAAGUACGAUUUCGGGAAGUAUGCACUAAUGUUUGCGCUGGGUUUGAGUCUUGUUGGCGUGGGCGUGCUCCUUGGAUGGACUAUAGGGUGGAUGUUUCCGAGUUUCUGAGCUGCGUAUCGUGCAGGUAUUGUAUCGAAUUUUUGUGCUUUUAGUGGUGGUUGUGUAUAUAUUCAAUCAUGGGGGAGUUAGGAUACUAUAUCUUACCAUUUCUUUGCAUGUGUUGAUUCUAUAGCUCUUUAGCUUCUCCUUUUGGUUUCUCAGAUUUAGCAUGCAAAUUUGCUUUGUAUUGCAUUACAAGAUCUCUGGCGACAGUUGUAUGUAUAUAUUUGUAACUCAAAUCUUAUGGAAUUUGUUCAAUUAUGACAUGAUUGCAAUGUUGGUCA
Molecule: messenger RNA, 1896 nt
Organism: Ipomoea triloba (trilobed morning glory)
Lineage: Eukaryota; Viridiplantae; Streptophyta; Magnoliopsida; Solanales; Convolvulaceae
Exons: 3
Coding region: 209-1621 (470 amino acids)
Source: RefSeq, a predicted model, not a curated record